UUUAUUUAUACCAUACUUGUUUGACAUGGGUUAAAAUUCGGUCCUGUAUCUGGUUAAAUUUAUAAAAUGACAGCUAUCAUUCAAGUUCAAGGCUGUCAUUGUCUUACAUAGCUGUCAUCUAUGGCUGUCACUUGUCAAUUACUAUCCAUUCGUUUUCUAAAGUCGUCAGUCCAACUCUUACGUGUUUUUCUGUUAUUUGCAAUAGGUGGUUUCAUUGCGAUACACAAUGAAAUCGAAAUUAUUUAGAGUGACUUAUUCCGAAAGUUUAUCAGCAAGAUUAGUUUUCAAUCGGGAAGGUAAUUAUGUGGUUCCUAACUAAAUCAUCGCAGGCCGAAACCAUGAAGUGUGAAUCUGAGAAGCAGUUUCCUCUGAGAAUGAUCUUGGGUAGAUGUAAAACGGUGUUCAUUCUGUCGAGCCUGGUAUGUACGAUUGCUGUUGUGAUUUCCUUGCACAAGCUAUUAAGCCAUGAUAUUAGAUUCUCGAAGCCGUUUUCGCCUUUGCCAGCAGAGCUCUACGGAAUGUAUCUCGAAACCUUCGUAGAUCAAUCUCCACUGCCAGCAAAGAAACGUGACAACGCACAUGAUGCGGAAGCCGUAGGAUCGUUGAACGCGGCGUUAGAAAUGAAGAAAGUUGGUAAGGCUGAAAAAGCGUUAAAAUUAUUUCAACAUGCAUUCGCCUUGUCUCCAAAACACGCAGAUAUACUAAACCACUACGGAGAGUUUCUUGAAGAAACAAAAAAGGAUGUAGUGAAAGCAGACCAGUUAUAUACAUUAGCACUAACAAAUUAUCCAGAACAUUCUGGCGCUUUAAUGAAUAGGCAAAGAACUGCUAGCAUCGUAGAGAAUUUGGAUAGGGAGAUGUUGAGAAAAAUUGAUGAGAAACGUGACACUUUGUUGUCUAUACCUGACAAUAACGCAGCUCUGUGCAGAGCAAAGAAAGAAGCAUACUUUCAACAUAUUUAUCACACUGUUGCAAUUGAGGGAAAUACUAUGACCCUACAAGAAACUCGCAGUAUCUUAGAAACAAGAAUUGCAGUUGCUGGGAAGAGCAUAGCUGAGCACAAUGAAAUCCUUGGCUUAGAUGCUGCCAUGAAGUAUAUAAAUACAACUUUGUUGUACCGAAUAAGAGAUAUAACUAUGGGAGAUAUAUUAGAAAUACAUAAGAGGGUUUUAGGGCAUGUUGACCCUAUGGAAGGAGGACAGUUUAGAAGGACACAGGUUUAUGUUGGAGGGCACAUACCUCCAGGGCCUAUGGAGAUUCAGAAGCUUAUGAGCCAGUUCCUGGAGUGGUUGAAUUCGGAAGAUGCUUUGGAGCUGCAUCCAGUGAGAUACGCGGCGCUCGCGCACUACAAGUUGGUUCACAUCCACCCGUUCGUGGACGGCAACGGACGCACGUCGCGCCUGCUGAUGAACCUACUGCUCAUGCAAGCGGGCUACCCGCCCGUCAUCGUGGCCAAGCAGCACCGCCACCUGUACUACCAGCACUUGCAGACCGCCAACGAAGGGGACGUCAGGCCUUUUGUGAGAUUCAUCGCCCAGUGCACGGAGCGCACGUUGAACCUGUACCUUUGGGCCACAAGCGAGUUCAGCCCCAGCGUGCCCGCCAUCGGGACGCCGCAUAUCCUCACGGGGGAGGGGUUCGAUGAAGACCUGUUUUGAUUGAGCCACUCUAUGAACUAUUUACCGCCUUUUUUCCUGCAGACAGUUAGAAAAUACCACUUUCUACCAUUUUGAUUUUAUGCGUGGACUUCAGAAUUGGGUCUAAAAAGAAGUAAAAUUCUAAGAAAAACGUACGUAGUACGAGUCACACUCGUUCAUCGAGUGUUACGCACUCCUCCAGAAGCAACUGUAUUAGUAUCACUACAAGAUUAAUUGUUAAUUUUUAAAAAGCGACGAUGGUCGGACAUACCUCCGGAUACCGCUGUAAUAUACGGUAUUCCUGCGGGAACUAUGUUUUCGGGAUAAGUGCAUAUUAUAAGCUGUAAGUGUAUAAUUGUGUAUAAUUGUUUUGGCCCUUUAGAUUAUUCUCUUAUUAUGCACGAAAUUGUGGUUUUAGGAGGUAAGGAGAAUUUUGGGACCUCUUUUAAAUAAGGAAGGAAGAAUUAAUUAUAUUCGACGAGAUUUUAUAAUCGACGGAACAAGCAUGGCCUAAAAGCAGAGCAACACUCCGCUCCUGCAACAUGCCGCCCUGUGUCAAUCCACUUGAGUCGUAGGUGUUAAGCCGCGUGUCUGUAAUUACACCGGCACCCACGCCUUUAGACCGGGACACUGCUGCUUGGAGGCGGGAAUAAAUAUGGUUGUAGUACUUCCCCGAACGAGCUCUGUCACAAAUAAAUCUACUACGUCUGCAGCCAUUUCUAUUGGUGCCAGCGUACCUUAUCGUAUACAUCACAAAGUGGGCCCUGUUUCACCCACUUCUGUCGCCUUAGUACAAAAUUAGAGUAAGAUACACUAAAAUGGAUCUUAAUUGUAUUGCAUUAAAGUUGCCUACAAUUCUUUGGAUCGGGCGUUUUACUGAAUGUUUGUAAAACAAAAAUUAAAAAUAAAGGGUUUGCGACUCUAAAACGAGUUACGUUAGGUAAAUUUUACUUUGAACGGAGUUUGAAAUACGAAAUCGACCCCCUCGAUUUUGACGCAAAACUUGCGCUAAGGCUACAUAUAAUUGUAGAAUAGCUUAUUCACAAAUGUUGUCUUUAUCACUUCGCAUAAAGUUUCUUACUUUGAGUUGUGACCAAACUUCCGUUCAGGCUACCCGACACUUCUCAUGCGAGACCGACCCGACCUAGGCAUUGCCUAAAUCGAAUGCCUAAUGAUGUGUGCGAUGUCUAUAAGAAAAGCGUUACGCCAACUCUUAGGAGAUUACUAUUAGUGAACGGUCUAUGUAUGCCUAGGAAUCUCCUUAAAUGAGGCGUAAUUUUUUAGGCAUUGUCUUCGUUAGUUAAAAUGGGCAUUAGAGUAAUAAAAUUGCUUUAAAUAGAUAUAAUAGUCCAAUAUUAUUUUUAUUUCCUAUAAUCCAUAUCUUUGCCAUAUAAAAACUUUGUGAACUUUGACAAGUAUUCGAACGUUUUAUAAAAUAAUGGGAAACCAUAAAUUAUAUAGACUUUUUUGGUGAAGCGAUAUAAGAUUAUUGUACUAUGUAUGGUCUGUCUGUUUUUUUCUCUAUCAAAAAGUGUGAAUUAAAAAGAUCAAUUAAAUGUACUUACGCCUAGCUUUACGAUUGCAUUUUAGCCAAAGAGAUUUAAAAACAAAAGGCAUCUGAAUAAUUAAACUUCCAAUGGCAUUUUUUAUUGCAUAAAAUGUACAAAAUCUGUUAUUGUGUAAAUAUGUACCUAUUUAUUUGGAAAA
This is a messenger RNA of Pararge aegeria (speckled wood butterfly), 3344 nucleotides long. It is a transcript of the gene Fic, whose product is annotated as protein adenylyltransferase Fic. Bases 303 to 1658 code for a protein of 451 amino acids. NCBI's taxonomy places the organism in Eukaryota, Metazoa, Arthropoda, Insecta, Lepidoptera, Nymphalidae. The record is from RefSeq and is a predicted model, not a curated record. Gene Ontology annotation, molecular function: protein binding. The transcript is spliced from 3 exons.